Seminavis robusta is the source of this 1488-nucleotide messenger RNA. NCBI's taxonomy places the organism in Eukaryota, Bacillariophyta, Bacillariophyceae, Naviculales, Naviculaceae. The record is from the annotation of a GenBank genome assembly.
AUGACAGAAGAAACACCUACUGACGACCGCCGUUUGUCUGGCAUCCCCUACCAUGUGCUUGGAGCAGUGGACCCAAACGCUGAACAUGUUGGGUCUACGGAAAGGUAUUACAAGUGUGGUGGUGAGAAAGCUGCUGAUCUCAUGGCAAUGGGAAUUGGACUGAAGACUUUUGACUUACGUGAGGUGGGCAAUGUUGAUGAGGAGCCUUACUGCUCCAUGAAGCUGAAGAAAAAGGUAACACCCACUCAGAAGCAUUUUGUUGAUGAGAUUCGUCGUCGAUGCAUCCUAGAUGGUUUAAGUGAGCCCAAGUGUGGACAUUGGGAAAAGAGGAAGUGUCUUGCUUGGUUGAGGAGUCAUCCCUUGUCCAACACGAACGAUCGUGCCUUUGUCAUUGCCGAAGAAAAGAAGCUCUUCGAUUUGGUUGUGAAGGCAAAGCUCGAAAAGGAAGAAGACAAGAAGGAAAAGGCUUCACCGUGGGUCACCCCAGAGCCCUAUAUUCGCAUGAUUGAGUGCAUGUUGGAUGAUUCAAUCCGUGGACAGUUCCUGGAAAUGCACAGGCUGGGUGAGAGAGAUGAAUUAGAUGCACGCAAUUCGGCAGACAGGCCUGAAACAGUAUAUGAAUCCUGUGCCCGUUUGUAUAAUGACAAGGAACAUGAUGUCUUCUCUCGCUGCUUACCCGAUCUUCAUUUCACCUUCGCGGAAGUGUUGGACUGUUCGUUCGAACACAUGCCAGGUGCCAUCACUUCUGAUGAAGUGAAGCGCCGUUGGGGUGAUUGCCGUGCCAAACUGAUCAAGAUUAUCGCGAAGUGGGAACUCAGCGGGAACGGAUUUGGCCAGCGUGUUGAGGAAGAUGACGCCUUCGGCCAUCUUGGAGAAGAGGAACUCCAGUGUGGUGACAACAGGGCAAAUUUCCUUGACUCCCAAACCAAGGAGCACAUCCUGUACUUGUGGCAUGUGUCGGAUGACCAGGAAAUCUUGAAGAAUGUCAUGUGUGUGAUCGCGGACUCUUGUGCUGCCAGUUCGGAGGCCUGUUCUUCGGUUGCUGCCUCGGUUAAUAGCUCUGCUCGCAAGAGGAAGGUUGAUGAAAGGGCCCUUGGUUUCUUCCGUGCGAAGAUGAGCCUAGCCAUGCACUCCAUGUCUCGUGCAGCCAUCUGGAAAGAGCUACGUGAAACGCAAGAAAAGCUUUUCGAGUCCCAACUCAAAGUGAUGAAGACCAAGAGUGCUACCUUGAGUGAACUCUACAUGGGACGCAUUCGUAUGCUCGAAGCAAAUGUCACCGCCAUCCAGGAAGGUCUCGACGCGUUGGACUUUGAGGAUAAAAUGGAUGCCAUUAGCCCCAAAAAGAGAAAGAAGAGGAAGGUUGUUCCUACCCAAGUCGAGUUGCCUCGUGGAUUGAUCGAAAGCGGCGAUGAAGACAGUGACGUUGGCGACGAGGAUGAGGAUGUUGAUGACGAGAUCGCGGCAGCUUCUGCGUCUAUUGGCUACUAG